Molecule: messenger RNA, 870 nt
Organism: Hemisphaericaspora subhashii
Lineage: Eukaryota; Fungi; Ascomycota; Pichiomycetes; Serinales; Debaryomycetaceae
Gene: CRC1
Product: carnitine:acyl carnitine antiporter
Exons: 1
Coding region: 1-870 (289 amino acids)
Biological process (GO): carnitine transmembrane transport; mitochondrial transport
Cellular component (GO): mitochondrial envelope
Molecular function (GO): O-acyl-L-carnitine transmembrane transporter activity
Source: RefSeq, a predicted model, not a curated record
AUGGAUGAAAUUGACUCUGUAAUUGAAGCUGAAUCCGUCUUAGUUGACAACGUCAAAUCAUUUGCUGCUGGUGGAUUUGGUGGUAUUUGUGCUGUUUUAACUGGUCACCCCUUUGAUUUAGUUAAAGUUAGAUUACAAACUGGUUUAUACAAUUCCUCAGUCCAAUGUGUUAAACAAACAAUAGCCAAAGAUGGAUUAUUAGGGUUAUAUAGAGGUGUUUUACCUCCAUUAUUAGGUGUUACUCCCAUGUUUGCUGUUUCGUUUUGGGGUUAUGAUGUAGGAAAACGUUUAGUUUCUAGUUAUACUGGUAAGAAAGUUGAAGAUUUUGGAAUUAAGGAAAUCUCAACUGCUGGUUUCAUUAGUGCAAUUCCAACUACUGGGGUUGCUGCUCCAUUUGAAAGAGUUAAAGUUAUGAUGCAAAUUCAACAAGGAAAAGCAAAAUCAAUGGCUGGCGUAGUUGCUGAAAUGUAUAGGACUGGAGGUAUUGCGUCUAUCUUUAAAGGGUCAGCUGCAACAUUAGCCAGAGAUGGUCCAGGUUCUGCAUUAUAUUUUGCCACUUAUGAAUAUGUUAAGAAACAAUUAUCUCCAGAAAAUGGUGAAUUAUCUUUAGUUGCAGUUAUGACUGCUGGUGGUUGUGCGGGUGUGGCUAUGUGGUUGGGUGUUUUCCCAAUUGAUACUAUUAAAUCAACUCAACAAUCUUCUAAUGUUAAAGUUUCAAUUGUUCAAACUACCAAGAAUAUUUAUGCAAAAGGUGGUGUUAAAGCAUUCUUCCCUGGGGUUGGUCCUGCUUUAGCUAGAUCUUUCCCUGCUAAUGCUGCUACUUUCUUGGGUGUCGAAUUGGCAAGACAAUUAAUGGAUAGUCUUAUAUAA